Messenger RNA from Paramuricea clavata, 4269 nucleotides. The record is from the annotation of a GenBank genome assembly. NCBI's taxonomy places the organism in Eukaryota, Metazoa, Cnidaria, Anthozoa, Malacalcyonacea, Plexauridae.
GUGAAAUUAAUAUUUGUGUGCAGUUUAUGUUUUGCAGACAAAGAUGGCUUCGGUCGCUAAUGCUGAAGAAUUGGAUGCCGUUACAUGCUCCGUGUGCAAAGAUGUUUAUAAAAAUCCUGUGAAGAUAUCGUGUGACCACACGUAAGUGUCUACGUACUCUCAUUUUAUCCCUUUGUUAGCGCUUUCAUGUGUGAAUCGAGUAUUAAUCUUACUUUCGUUUUCAUAUCUUGUUGUUUUUUCAUGCGUUUAAAAUGGUUUUUGUGUUUCUAAAAGCACCGCUCGCAUGCGGACAGAAUAAUCGCAAUCUAGAAUUGUAAUUUCUGCAUUCGGCACAACGCAUACCUAUGUACUAUAAUCGUUAUUUGGUAUGAAAUGUAUGGACGGCUCCGUUCUAGAAUGUCGUCAUUAGUCCUAUACUUUGUCUGUUACUGCUCUGUAGCUUGGGUUUGAUCGGAAAAUAAGCUUUAAGAUAUACGACUUGCACUAACUCUAAGCUAUUCAUAUGUACUACGAGUAUCAACGAAAUUUCGGAGAUUUGUACGUGAUUUUUGUCAUUUUUUCCCAGUGUUUCGACAGCUUACUGGCUACUGCUGCAGAGCAUUGUUGACGGAAGUGAAAUUAAAAAUUGAAACUAAGCAAAUAUCUGUUUCAUUUAAUUUUUCACGUACUUUUACUUCAUUUUAUCCUACAUAAAAUUUUCUUAUGUUAUAAUUUAUAUUUUAUGCGUUUCAAUGGUAUCCGAAAACAGUCGAAUCGAAACGCAUGUUCUAAUAAAUCAUCACUUUCGCUUUAAAUUUUGUAAAGGUUCAAAUUCCCCGUAGGGGGAUUCCAGGUAUCUGUUAUUAAUUAUUCGCAUAAUUUACAUAGGUUUUAGCGUAACAAGUUUGACACAACAGAAUGUCGCUUUACAUUUCAAAUUGAACGUUUACAUGAUAGGUUUUUCAAUUACGUACCCAUGUUAGUUAAUGGCGUUAGCCAGCCCGACAAUUUGCUCAUGCUAUGCAAAUUUCAAUCGUCCAGGGGGGGGGGGGGGGCUCCUCAUAAGAGCACUGUCCUAGACCAUGGCGUCAGCAUUUUGAUGACGAAUCAUGGCGUGGCAGCGGUUACGCUGUUUUGGCUGCAGUCGACCUUCUGUGUGUCUUUAUUCUGUGCCCUACUAGGCAAGGCUAACUAAACCUAUAGCUAUCAUCUUGCUCAACUUUUACUAGAUUUUGUGAAGACUGCGUUAACCAAACUUGGGCAGCCAAUGGGAAUCAGACAUGCCCGGUUUGUCGCAAACCUGCUGAUGGCUUAAAAGAGACUGAUUUUGAUAUGAUUCAGAAGAUGUCAAUACAAUCAAUCAUUUGCAGCAGAUGCAGUAACAAUGUAAGCAGUUGAUGUCUUUGUCUUGCAUGUAGGUUCCCUGGGAGACCCUCGGUUCUCGUCAAGAAAAUACAUGCGUCUUUUUAUGUUAUGUUUCCUCUUGGCGUUACCGUCCUGAAUCUUGCAGAGAAUGAAAUGGUUAAACGUAACGUCAAUUUCUUUAUUGCUAGGUGAUUUUGACAGAAUUCAGACGUCAUGAAAGAAUCUGUGGCAGUACUGCAAGUUUCAAUGGACCUUCAACUAGGUACUGUAGAUGAGCACAGCGCUGGAAAAUGUCAGGCCCCUGCCUUAUUAGCCUGCAUGGCAGGCGGUCCCUAAAUUCGGGCACCAGCACUGCUGCCAGGGAAUUUUUAAUAAAAUACUUCACAGGGAUUUGAUUUUUUUAUUCAAAAUUCUAAAUGUAUUUUUGAAAUCAAAUUAUCAUGUGUGCAGAUUGAUUGUGGCUUGUAGUAUAGCACAUUAUCUAAAACCUGGAGGUUUGUUUGAAAAGUUGUCUUCCUUGUACAUAACUAUGAAGUAAUCCAUCUUUUCUUAGCCUUGGUCUUGGUCGUGGUCUAGGAGAUAUGUCUGGAAACAAUAUCUAUACAUUUCCAUGUCCUUACUGCAGCAAGAGAAAUCUUGACAGAGACGAUCUUUUGCGUCAUGUGUUGGGCCUGCACAAGGAUGAAGACCCUAAAGUGGUAUGAAUACGUUACUAUAGUACAGCCCUUGUUCUUUGAGUUUUGUUUUCAUAAAUUUAUUUGCAUCAAUAAUGCAUACAAUAUGUUAUCAAGAAUAACAGUUACAUAAGAGGAAUUACCUUUUUAAGCGAAGAUCCAAAAAGGCAAGAGAGUUGAUGAGAGUUCCAACUCGUAUUUGAGCGCCAACUCUCAACGCGCGGUAAUAUCCAUUCAACUCUCAUGCAACUCUUGUUCUCGUUUGACCGGGGCAUGAGAGUUGAGAAAACAUUCAUGCAAACUCACGCUUCUCAACUCUCAUGCAAACUCUCGCUUAUCAACUUUCAUGCAAACACUCGACUCUCAUGCAAACUCUCAUUUCUCAACUCUCAUGCAAACUCUCGUGUUUCUCAACUCUCAUGCAAACUCUCGCUUCUCAACUCUCAUGCAAACUCUCGUUUCUCAACUCUCAUGCAAACUCUCGCUUCUCAACUCUCAUGCAAACUCUCGUUUUUCAACUCUCAUGCAAACUCGCGUUUCUCAACUCUCAUGCAAACUCUCGCUUCUCAACUCUCAUGCAAACUCUCGUUUCUCAACUCUCAUGCAAACUCUCGUUUCUCAACUCUCCUUUGACUGAGGCUUAGUUUAGUUGUCGAAUAUGUUAAUGUAUGGGAUACUUGUUACUUCAGGUGUGUCCAAUUUGUAAAGUGAUGCCGUGGGGAGAUUCUGAUCAACUCAGUGGCAACUUUCUUGAUCAUAUCAAAUUACGUCAUCGUUUUGACUACGACCGUUUUGUGGUAAGAAUCAUCUUCGUAUUUUGUCCAAAGAAGACUCGUAUAAUUCGAUCUUUUCUUACUAUUUACCCCCUCCCCCCCAUUGGGUGAAUGUUUUCAGCUAACACUGUAUUUUGGUAUCAUGGUAACAACAUUGUUUUGGGGGGAGGGGGGGCAAAUAGGAUGUCUCGAUAAUUUUUGCUCGUGAUUGUAGGAUUUGAAUCAAGAUGAAGAUACCGCGUUCAAAAAUACUCUGACAUUGAGCAUGCAACAACAUUGAAUAUGCUCUGAGAUGGCAAGGACAAUGUUGGUGAGAUUUAACUGAGCUGAUGGUCGAACGUCUAUUGAGUUUAUUAAAAUAGUUUCUAGCUGUAUUUACUUAUGUAUUGAAUUAUUUACGCUAUAUGGCAGGAAUCUCAGCCAAUAAUUUGCACAUUUAUUAAACUUAUAACUUUGAAUCCUGUAGAUCACACAUCUAUAAAUCUUGCCACAAUUGUCUAAAUAAAUUGUGCAGCCAUAAUGGUGGCUAUAUAACGUAACUUUAACUGGUAACUAUAUAACAUAAUAAUGAAACAAUCUGUUGUGGCAACUUUUUGAGGUAAGAAUUAUAUCUGCUCUAUCUUUAUAAUAUCGAGCACACUUCAGCAUUUUGUGAACCAAAACACCUUCUAACUUUGGUUCCAUAUAUUUAUAUUGAAGCCUAAUCACUGAGGAUCACUUACUGAUAACAUGAAAGUAUUAUUACGAUGCAUGCUGAUAGUUUAGGAUAAAAACAGUAUUUACACGCAAGUGAGUUACUGAGAUAUGAUGGACUUCGUGGAUAACUGAUAUGGACAAAAAGUAAGAAUGCAGGUUGUAAAAAAAUAUAUUGUAUUGUCAUGUUAGUGAAUAGUAUACAUAUAUAACCAACAGUGUUGUGUUUAUUGAUUUAAAAUUUUGACCUAUGUCGAGAUUUAAUUUUUUUUAUUAUGUAACAGAACUUCAUUAGUUUUCUCAAUAUAAAUAUUCAUAAUUCAAAACGGAAUCCUCCUAACUAUUAAGUUUAUGUUUGAAAGAGACAAAUCCUCGCCCAUUAGGGAUCAAGGUCUUCACCCUAAAACAAGGAGGGUGCCCCCAUACGCAAAUGACUAGGGUGACAAUCCCUACCUCCUUUUUAAAUGCACCCGGGUAUAUUUAUCAACCAUACCAUGUUAAAUAUAUCUAUAUAAUUAAUUUAGCUUACAUGGUUAUAUAUAAAAUAGAUAUGCAGUUCUAAACUGUAUUGCCUUUACGUAUGUACCCGUAAUUUGCUAAAGCGUAAUAUAUUAUCAUAAAUUUAAAUAUGGAAUUUGUUUAAGUCUUCGGAGGACUUCGAUUUGAAGAGAUCGUCCUCGCUUUGGGUAAUAUCCAACAAUGGACCCCAGUCCCCGUUUUGAAUCUCCUCUUUCUCGAAGCCGAUGUCCAAGAGAUGUGGGUUUGAUCUUGACCUUGCAAGCCUA